AUGUGGGACGGGAGCGAUGGAAAGAUGGCGGCUGCUAUGGUACAAAUGUCAUGUAUGUACCGGGGCAUGUUAGCGGUCAGAGCCACCGGCAUCAGGACGCUGAUUCCCGGGCUCAUUCCGGCGCAAUUCCGGGCCUUCUCGCUGCGGAAGGAGCCGGAGCUGGAGGAGAAUCCGUAUUACAACCAAUACCAGGACAAGAUCCAGAAGCUACGCAGCUCCAAACCACAGGAGUACAAGGUUCGACUAGACCAGCGUCAUGAGGCCAAGAAGGAAGUGCUCGGACACUCGAAGCAGGCGGAGUUCGUCCGGCUCAUGGAGCAGGAGCUGGAGCAAAGGGACAAGAUGGCUGCCGAUGACGGGACAUCAGGAGGUUUUACAAAGAACAAGACGCUGAGCUCCAUCCUUAACAUGGAGAUGAUCCAGGAAAAGACGGGCGAGGAGAUCACAGAGCUUUGGAUGAAAUAUUUUUCAGCCAAGGACACGAUUAGCGCCGCCAUCCCAGCCCAGAUCUAUGAGACAAUUAUCAACAGGUCAAAGUCCUGCCCGAUGUUCCUCUACGCUUUGCCUCAGAAGGAAGGCUACGAGUUCUUUGUGGGUCAGUGGUCCGGUCACGAGCUCCACUUCACCUCCCUCAUCAACGUCCAGACGCAGGGUGAGAACGCUCCCAGUCAGCUGAUCCUCUACCAUUACACAGAGCUGAAGGAGGAGAAGGGCGUGGUCCUCAUGACGGCUGAGAUGGACGCCAGGUUUAUUACCGUCCACCAGGCCCAGUGCUUGGCCAACCAGGUGCAGCUGUUCUACGGCACACAGAGGCAGGAGACGUACCGACUGGUGGAGCUGUUCAACCACCAACCUGCAGACUUCAGACACAUGUUGGUGAUCGCAGAGCUGGAGCAGAGCGGCUUGGGUCCUGCAGUCUCUCUUGAGAGCUCGUAGGGAAGUCGUGGAUGGACUGAGGUCGCCAUCAGAUCAUCUGCGUGCCUGAUUUACCAGAAACUGUUGCUCUUCAAUUUACAGCUUCUCUGCUGAGGGUCGCUCCACUGAGUGUGAAGUUUGCAGCAGCAGCAGCAGCGGCUGUGAUUCAGGCUCAAAGGAGCACAGGCUGCUUCUUGUGAACCAUGAACUGUCUGGGUUCUCCUUAACCUGUGUCACACAUUAUUUCUUUGUGCAGAAAUAUGGAACUACAGGAGGUUUAAUGUGGUUAUUAUUCAGUAAAAUAACGUAAAAACAUAUGAAGAACAUAGUGUCACUGUAUUCUUCUUUUCAAAAGUAUCUAUUCUCAGAAAACUUGUACAUUUAAUGCUGAAAUAAAUACAUUAGUGUCUCCACCCUUUUGCCCUGUAAACUAACUGUUAAGACAUUAAGUUAAGGAAAGUGUCAUGGACAUGGACCAGGUGGUAUUGUCAAUAAAAACAUAAAAUAUUC
Molecule: messenger RNA, 1425 nt
Organism: Solea solea (common sole)
Lineage: Eukaryota; Metazoa; Chordata; Actinopteri; Pleuronectiformes; Soleidae
Gene: atpaf1
Product: ATP synthase mitochondrial F1 complex assembly factor 1
Exons: 9
Coding region: 1-936 (311 amino acids)
Biological process (GO): mitochondrial proton-transporting ATP synthase complex assembly
Cellular component (GO): mitochondrion
Source: RefSeq, a predicted model, not a curated record